This is a messenger RNA of Peromyscus leucopus (white-footed mouse), 4622 nucleotides long. RefSeq names its product hematopoietic prostaglandin D synthase (gene Hpgds). Gene Ontology annotation, biological process: glutathione metabolic process. Lineage: Eukaryota; Metazoa; Chordata; Mammalia; Rodentia; Cricetidae. The record is from RefSeq and is a predicted model, not a curated record. Gene Ontology annotation, molecular function: glutathione transferase activity. Bases 3515 to 4114 code for a protein of 199 amino acids. The transcript has 8 exons.
CCGAUAGAGAUGAGUUUCUGACAUGCCUAGCAGUCCUGGAGAAACGGGGGACAGCAGAAGAGGGAAGAGCAGGGCAUUGAAUGCUCCAGACACUACUUUUAUGGAGGGAGUGGGCAAACAAACAAAACUGCACCUCUCUGUCAGAAACCACGAGGAAGAGUGUAAGAUGAGCAAAGAGCGAGCGAGCUGGAGGUGGGCACUGGCGAGAAGGCACAGAACAAAGGACUCUCCAGGGAGACUGGGAACUGAAGAAGGAAGACACGUGAGCGAAUGUGACUGGACUUGUUCCCGCAUUCCCCCGAAGACUGCUGUAAAACUAGGAGUAAAGAGCGUGUGGCAAUCUGUACACACAAGCACCUGCGACAUUACUCUCUAUACAAAUAUGUUGGAUUUAUUCACAGGGAGCUCAUGAAAUUAAGAAACCACAGUGCAGACACGAGCCGAGACAGAGACAAGGUACAAGAAAGUGACACCAUUGUCUUCACAGAUCUUAACUAAAAAGCCCCCCCCCAGAGGGAAACAGCUGCUGUUACUGGAUGCCAACAUUACAAGAAGUUUGUCUCCUGUGGACAGUACCCCUCAAUGGCUCUCUGCACCCAGCUUCUGCAUUGUAAAAUACAAGAGUUUACACAAAACGAGGUGCAAACAUCCAACUGCGCUGGAUGGGUUGGUGGUGGGUUUCAGUUGUGUAUUUCAGACUCACAUUAUUGUAGAAUUGCUGGACAUGUGUAAAGAACUUGGCAGGAAGCCCCAAGGGUCUUUGAGUUCCAAAUGUCUUUUAUUGAAAUGUGAGAGCUCAGUUAGGCCCUUGUUGUUAAACAAAUUCUAAAGUUGCCUUUGCAACUGACCAUCUGUGGUGGAAUCAUGGCCAAGAUGUAGAAUUUUGUAAAGAUCCCAGUGGAGAAGACUAUCAUGCUGAGAACAGAACCAUAGAAGGUGUAAAGGCCAAGAUCCGGGAUAAGGAAGGCAUUCCUUCCAGUCAGCAAAAGCUCUUGUAACCAGAUGGAAGAUGGUGGGACUUUGUCUGACUACAACAUUCAAAAACAGUCCACCCUUCAUCUUGUGUUGAGACUUCUGGCCAUGUUAAGACAUGGAGGAAGUCUCACACCACUCCCAAGAAGACCAAGCAUAAGAGAAAGCAAGUUAAGCUGAUUGUCAUGAAGUACUAGAAUGUGAUAAAAGUGACAAGAUCAGUCACCUAUGUCGAGAGCUGAAUGCUGGGCUGGAGUUGCCAUGGCCACCACUUUGACAGACAUUCCUGGGGCAAGUGCUGUCUCACUGGCUGCUUCAGCAAGCCAGGAGGCUGGGCAGAAAAAGAUAGAGACUGGAAAAAAAAAACCCACAAAAUGCUCUGAUUUGUAAGUUUCCUACCCUUUAAAACGAUUCCAAAAGUGUCCUCCCCUUUUUAUAUGAUGAAACCUUUAUUAAGAUGUUUAAUGUAGCAGUUUAAUAUUAACCUCUUUCUGCCUGAUAGUGGACUUUGGAUUUCUGUUGUCUUUCUGGCAUACAGAUGAAAUACAUUAGACUAUAUUUUAUCUGUAUUCUUUUAGUCAAAGUAAGACACCCACCUAUUCAAGUUGAAAUGAUUUUACCAUAAUUCAUAUUCUAUGAAUAAUCACAUUAAAACUACCACUGUCUUGACUUGACUUACAAUUAGCUGAAAAUAUCAGUAUCACAUAAAGUGAAAAUAGCUAUAAACCUAAUAGAAUAGAAGUACACAAGAUAGAGUGCUUCUAAAAAUUCUAUUAACCAUAUGAAAUAUUGUUUUCUAACAAUAUUUAGCAAAUGCUAAGAAUUUAACCUUACAUUGGAUAGAAAUCCAUGUAAGUUUGUAACUGGAAACUUUACCCAGGGUCUCUAUUUCUCAGUUAUGUGCUGAGGAAAUGUGCAUGUUAUUUUCCAAAUAUCUAUCUACUCAAUCAGGAACUUUACAUGAAUUUCCUUAAAAGGUUAAGAAAGUAGAUAAACUUUUUUUUUACUUUCUGUUCUCUUCAGGGAGUAAAUGCCAUUUUCCCUAUGUGAAAUAUUUACAGCAGCAUGGGAUCAGAAAGUUCAGAAAUGAAGCCACCAGGAAAAACAAGCCCAGCACAAUGCCAGAGGUCUCAGGCUCUGUCCAAAUCAGGUUCAGUCAAAUCACAGCCCAAUAACCUGAGCGAUGUUUUCGUUUGUUUGGUUGAUUUGUUGGGGCAAAGUCUCUCUACAUAGUCCUGGCUUUUCUAGAACUUACGUACAUCAUGCUGGCCUAGAACUCAGAGAGAUCUGUCCACCUCUGCUUACUGAGGGUUGAGAUUAAAAAUUUGUCUGCCCAGUUGUGUAGCUUCAUCUGCUUAAGGGGCCCCCUGGCAGCAGGAUCCAGUGCCCUCAAAGGUCAAAAGGCAUCACAUCCUCUGGAGCUGAAGUUGUGAGUCACACAGUGUAGAUGAGGGUAACUGAACCUGGGUCCUCUGCACGAGCAAUAUGUUAGACCCAGAGACAUCUGCCACGUUUAGCCUUGGCUGAGGUUACAGCGUGGCUUGCUUUUGCCUGUCCGAGCAGUCUGUCCCACGGAAAGACAUCUACUAGAACAUUGUGAUGUGGCUGUCAAUCCAUUUGUCACAGCAUUUCUGUCUAUUCAUAGUCUACUAAUUUUCAGUAACUGAUAUGUAUGAUGUUGAAAUGUAUGCUAAUGAAAUUAUCUGGACUUUUCCUCUAAAUUGCUGUUUUUUCCCAAUUCUCUCUUCUCUAAAGUUCCUGGAAGAUAAGGACCACCUUUGCCUUUGUGACUUAGGAAACUUUAUCUGUGAAACCACAGCAAUAACUAAUUACCAAGCCAGUAUUCAUUUCUCCUUUUUUUUUUUAAAUUUGAUUGGUUAUCUUACCCAGUUCUGAAGUUUUCCCUUGAAGUGUUGCUCUGUAGUGUUAGCUGCGGCUUUUGAACUAUGUUACUGCUAGUACGACCCUUCUGUUGGCAACAUCUUUUUUGCUGCCAUUUGUCAUUUUGUUUUUGAGCUUAAUCAUAUUUUUUAACUUUUCUUUUUAUAUUUCAACUUUUCAUUUCUGUGUGCUGGCAGUAGGAUGAUUUCUCAAAUGACAUGAUCUUGAGGACCUGAGCCCAGUGAAAUCGUCUAAAUUUGGGUCACGUCCUUCACUAUAGGAAAAAACUCUGUGGUUCCCCCUCCCUCACGUUCAUGUCUUCUGAGCUCACACUGUAUGGGGUCUUCUGUUUAAAUUAAUUUGCUCUUUGACAGUUUCAUCCAUGUGUGUAAUAGCUUGAAGUCACACUCACCCCACCUCUUUCCCACCAAGCCCCUUCCUGGGAACAAGCCUCCUCUCUCCUGUGUCUUUGUUUCACUUUGUCCUUGUUCUGUGACUCACUGACCUUCAUCUGGGUGUCCCACGGACAAGGAUGUGGAGCUAGCUACUGGAAGCCGAUACUACACAACAGAAGACAAUGACUGCCUCUACAGCAACCGUGAACUCCAGGAGGGGCUGUGCUCCUUGAGUUCCAUUGGAUGGGGGCUUUUAGAAUUGCACCAUGCCAAACUACAAACUGAUUUAUUUUAAUAUGAGGGGGAGAGCAGAAAUUAUUCGUUAUAUAUUUGCUUAUUUGGACAUAAAGUACGAAGAUCACAGAAUAGAACAAGCUGACUGGCCCAAAAUCAAACCAACUCUUCCAUUUGGCAAAAUCCCUGUAUUGGAGGUGGGAGGACUUACCCUUCACCAGAGUCUUGCAAUAGCAAGAUAUUUGACUAAAAACACAGAUUUGGCUGGCAAGACAGAGUUGGAGCAAUGUCAAGCUGAUGCGGUUGUGGACACACUGGACGACUUCAUGUCACUUUUUCCAUGGGCAGAGAAAAAUCAAGAUGUAAAAGAGCGGACGUUCAAGGAGUUGCUCACAUGUCAUGCACCUCCUCUUCUGAAAGAUUUGGACACAUACUUAGGGGACAAGGAGUGGUUUAUUGGUAAUUAUGUCACCUGGGCAGACUUCUACUGGGAUAUCUGCAGCACCACACUUUUGGUCUUAAAACCUGACUUGUUGGACAUCCACCCUAGGCUGGCGUCAUUGCGGAAGAAAGUCCAAGCUCUCCCUGCCAUUGCUGCCUGGGUGCAGAAGAGGCCACAGACCAAACUCUGAUGCAGGCACAGCACCAGAUGAGGGCGACAUCCGCCUGCCAGAUGAUCCAUACCCUUCUUAACUACCACGAAACUCUGUUGUAUUCUGCUUGCUAUGAUUCUUUUUGUUGUUUCUGUAGGCAUUUAGUUUACAGCAUUUUCUUUUUUCAGGACUUUACAUUUUUUAUAAUUGAAACAGUUCACAAUACAUAAUGCUUUGCAUUGACUAUCAACAUGCAUGGAUGCUUUAGUUAAAAUACUAGUUUCCUGGCUAAUGUGUCAAUUACCACAGCAUUUUAACUAAGAAAUCAUGUGAAAUACAGAUUUUGCAAGUAGAUCUUCAAUCAACAAAUCGCUACACUAAAAAACAAUGCCUAUGAUACUCAGUGGCUAACCAUGUCACUGACCACCAUUGUACAUGUUAUUCAGGUAUACACCAAAGUGUUUGUUUCCCAAAAAUACACAUUUGUCCGGCAUAUCAUAAAUGAGUACUAAAAAGAGGGAACUCAUAAAGAUCAAAGUACAACCAA